AGGCCGCGCUGGCCGGGCCGGGGGAGGGACAGCAGCAGGUGACGCCGGCCGGCCGCGGGGCUAUAAAUAGGGUCGCGCGUCAGCGGCGGGAGCGGCGGCCGGGGCGCGGGCCGGAGAGCGGGCAGGGGCCGGCGGCAACAUGGGGUCGCGGAGGGCCCCCGGCCAGGGCUGGGGCUCGGGCGGACGGGCCGGGGCGGGGGGCGACGGCGAGGACGACGGGCCGGUGUGGACCCCCAGCCCGGCCAGCCGCAGCUACCUGCUCAGCUUGCGGCCCGCCAUCAGCUUAUCAAGCAACCGGUUGUCUCACCCCAGCUCUGGAAGGAGCACCUUCUGCUCCAUCAUUGCACAGCUAACAGAGGAGACCCAGCCACUAUUCGAGACCACGCUCAAGUCCCGGGCUGUGUCCGAGGACAGCGACGUCAGGUUCACCUGCAUCGUCACAGGAUACCCGGAGCCAGAGGUGACCUGGUACAAGGACGACACAGAGCUGGACCGUUACUGUGGCUUGCCAAAAUACGAGAUCACUCAUCAGGGCAACCGCCACACACUGCAGCUCUACAGGUGUCAAGAAGAAGAUGCCGCCAUCUACCAGGCCUCUGCCCGGAACACCAAGGGCAUUGUGUCCUGCUCUGGGGUCCUGGAGGUGGGCACCAUGACUGAGUACAAGAUCCACCAGCGGUGGUUCGCCAAGCUGAAGCGCAAGGCUGCGGCAAAGAUGCGUGAGAUUGAGCAGAGCUGGAAGCACGGGAAGGAGGCUGUGGGAGAGGCAGACACUCUGCGCAAGCUCAGCCCUGACCGCUUCCAGCGAAAGCGGCGGCUGAAUGGGGCUGAGGUGCCAGUGCCCUCGGCCCCUACCAGGGAGGCUGAGGACGGGACCCUGGUGGCUUGGCAGGGGGGAGAGACUGAGCCUGGUCAGCAUCCAGGUUUGGGCCUGAUCAACAGUUUUGCUCCUGGAGAGGUGACCACCAACGGGGAGGCUGUCCCAGAGAAUGGGGAGGAUGGAGAGCGUGGCCUGUUGACAUACAUCUGUGAGGCCAUGGAGCUGGGGCCUCAGAGAGCCCCCAAAAAGGAGUCUCGGGCCAAGAAGAAAAAGAAAGAUGAGGAACCUAAGCAAGGUCUAUGGAAGCCAGAGUUAGAGAAUGCAGCUCGAAGCCACCAUUCUUCUGAAAACCGUGUCCCCAGUUCAAACAAGCCUGACUCCUGUGGGACACACAGGCCGAUGGACAUGGAGCAGGUUCAGACCCAGCCCAGAGGCAGGGCUGCACGGGGGCCUAGGUCCUCUGGAGUUGGUAACACCAGGAAGCCAGCCUCUGCUGUGGGCACUCAAGACCAGGCCCAGAAUGCCCCCGCCCCUGUCCCAGGCCCAGACCAGGAAAUGUAUUUCUCCCUGAAGGAUUUGUACCUGGAGAGUACCCUGGCAGUCAGGCCUCAGAGGGAGGAGGGGUCCCAGACCCCAAGUGGCAGGGCACCUGGGGAGAUGCCCUCAAGAAAGGUACCCAGCGAGGCUAAAAGUGAGAGGGGGCCUGCUGCCCCUGGCCAGCCCACGCCCUCAGCCUCUCAGCCGAGUAGGCCUUUCAACAGGAAGAGAUUUGCCCCUCCGAAGCCCAAAGGGGAGCCCACCACCAACAGCAAGCCUGAUUCUUCCCUGAGUCAAGCUUCAGAACCUGGGGCCCAGAGCUUAGGGAAGGCCCCGCCUCAAUCCUCUGCCCAAGUGCCCACACCCCCUGCCCGGCGGAGACAUGGCACCCAGGACAGCCCCCUGCAGGGGCGAGCCAGCCAUAGAACUCCAGGAGAGGUCCUGGAGUCCCAGGCAACCGUGGCUCCUACCACACCAGGCAGCAACAGCGCCGAGAUAGUCUCUGCUGGUUGCAGCUCCUCCAGAAGUGAGGGCGUCAUUGAGCCCAUGGAUACAGAAACCCAGGAGGACAGGAGAACAUCCACCAACCAGAAAACUGGAGGCAAGAAGAAUACAGAGGCUGAUGGGAAGAUGCAGGUGGAUGGGAGGACACAGGGAGACAGAACACAAAAAGCCCAGAGGACACAGGCAGAUAGGAAGACACAGGUUGACGUUGUGACGCGAGAACAUGAGAGGCCAGAGUCAGACAGGAGUUCCCAGGAAAAUGUGGUGGCACAGGGAAGGGUGGAGGUGCAGGCAGAUGAGAGGACACAGGAAGAUGGAAGGAUACAGGAAGACAAGGGGGAACAGUCAGAGGGGAGCAUACCCACAGCCCUGAAAGGUCAGUCAGAUGAGUCCAGGACCAGCCACAGCCCGCGAUUCAGAGCCACUGCACUCCCUUCAGAGGGUCCAAGGGCUCCUCAGAUUAUUGAAUGUUUGGAGCAGACCCCAGAAGGGUCCUCUGUCCCAGAAAAACCUGGUUUCAUGCCCAGAUCUGAGGAGGCAGCAGUAACAACCUCUGGGAACCAUGAGAAAACAGUGGUGGGUCCCCUGGCAGGAGGCCUCACGCUCCCGGCACAGCUGGCUCCUGAGGGUAGUUUGGAGCCGAUGGGAGGAGAGAGAUGUCAAGGGGUGGAACGGUCAGGUCCAGUCAAGGACAAGGCAGAGGAUGGCCUCUUCCAGUGCCCCCAGGAGGAGCAACCGGGGGAAGUGCUGUCUGUGGAUCUGGGUGGCUGUCCUCCUGCGGGCCUGAGCCCAGAGGUGCCCCCUCUGCCCUCUCUUCCUGAGACUGGCCUGACCAACAGCUCACGGGAGGGGCUGCCCAGCAUCCCGACUUCCCAGCACCUGAGUGCAGCUGCCUUCUUGCCCUCUGGGGACCAGGCUUUGCUGAGUUCUGCACCCCCGCUGCACCUGGGGCACGGGACCCCCACCCAGAGUCACCCCCCAGAAACCAUGGCAGCCAGCAGUGAGGGGGCCUGUGCCAACGUGCCAGAUGUGGAAGGGAGGACCCCAGGCCCCCAGAGCUGUGACCCUGGCCUCAUAGAUUCCCUGAAGAACUACUUGCUUCUGCUGCUAAAGCUGUCCAGCACACAGACGAGUGGAGGGGGCACAGAGCCCCAGGGGGGAGCUGCCACUGGGGGUCCAGCGCCCUCGUCCGCUCUGGUCCCCACCGUGGAAGUGGCCGGUCUGAGUCCCCGGACGUCAAGGCGCAUCCUGGAGCGCGUGGAGAACAACCAUCUGGUGCAGAGUGCGCAGACCCUGCUGCUGAGCCCCUGUACCUCCCGCCGCCUCACCGGCCUCCUAGACCGUGAGGUGCAGGCUGGCCGUCAGGCCCUGGCUGCUGCCCGGGGCCCUGGCCCCAGUCCCCUCACUGUCCCUGCCAUUGUGGUAGGCGAGGAGGAGGGCCCUGGGCUGGCCUCAGAAGGCUCCAGUGAAGGCGAGGGAGUGGCUUCGCUUGAGAGGCCUGGCCUCCUGGGGACCUCCCAGGAGAGCAGCAUGGGUGGUUUGCAGGGGGAGGCAGGUGGGCAGGCAGCCUCUGGGCAGGGACCUCUCUCAGCAGAGAGCAGAGUCCUGGAACCCUUCCAGGAAGAGGAGGUCCCAGGGGAGGCUCUGACAAGUCUCCCUGCAGCUACCCCUGAGGAACUGGCUCUAGGGGCCCGGAGGAAGAGAUAUCUCCCUAAGGUCAGAGCAGCAGGAGAUGAGGAGGCAACUAAGCCUGAAGAAAGGGAGAGCCCCACAGUUUCCCCCCGGGGGCCCAGGAAAGGCCUCGCACCUGGGUCCCCGGGGACUCCAGGGUGGGAGAAGCGCUCCCCUACCCAGGGCAGAAAGGCAGGCAUGUUAGAGGUGCCACAGGCAGAGGAGGAGCCUGCAGCAGGAGACCUGGGCUCCAGCCCCAAGGCCAGCGGUCUGGACGCAGAGCUGGCCCUGGAUGAAGGCAAGCAAGAUACUCCGGCCAAGCCAAGGAAAGCCAAAGACCUGCUCAAAGCCCCACAGGUGAUCCGGAAGAUUCGGGUGGAGCAGUUUCCUGAUGCCUCUGGCAGCCUGAAGCUCUGGUGCCAGUUUUUCAACAUUCUUAGUGACUCAGUCUUGACAUGGGCCAAGGAUCAGCACCCAGUGGGCGAGGUGGGCAGGAGUGCAGGGGAUGAGGGGCCGGCAGCCUUGGCCAUUGUGCAGGCAUCCCCCAUAGACUGCGGCGUGUAUCGAUGUACCAUCCACAACGAGCAUGGCUCGGCCUCCACUGACUUCUGCCUCAGCCCCGAGGUGUUGUCAGGAUUCAUCUCCAGAGAAGAAGGUGAAGUUGGAGAAGAGAUUGAGAUGACCCCCAUGGUGUUUGCUAAGGGUCUGGCUGACUCUGGCUGCUGGGGGGACAAGCUCUUUGGGCGCCUGGUGAGUGAGGAGCUACAAGGGGGUGGACAUGGGUUUGGCCUUCGGAAGGCCUCCCAGGCCAAGGUCAUCUACGGGCUGGAACCCAUCUUCGAGUCAGGCCGCACAUGCAUCAUCAAGGUGUCCAGCCUGCUUAUGUUUGGACCCAGCAGUGAGACUUCUCUCCUGGGCAGAAACUACGACGUCACCAUUCAGGGGUGCAAGAUCCAGAACAUGAGUCGGGAGUACUGCAAAAUCUUUGCGGCUGAAGCCCGGGCUGCGCCUGGCUUUGGAGAAGUGCCUGAGAUCAUCCCACUGUAUCUGAUCUACCGGCCUGCAAACAAUAUCCCAUAUGCCACCCUGGAGGAGGACCUGGGCAAGCCCCUGGAGUCUUACUGUUCCCGGGAAUGGGGCUGUGCUGCGGUUCCAGCAGCAUCUAGCAGCUCUGAGGCCAUGCAGAAAUGCCAGACCUUCCAGCACUGGCUGUACCUGUGGACAAAUGGCAGCUUCCUUGUCACAGAUUUGGCAGGCGUUGACUGGAAGAUGACUGAUGUGCAGAUUGCUACCAAACUGCGAGGAUACCAAGGCCUCAAGGAGAGCUGUUUCCCUGCCCUGCUGGACCAGUUUGCCUCCUCCCACCAGUGCAACACCUUCUGUGAGAUGCUGGGGCUAAAACCCCUCAAGGGCCCUGAGGCUGCCCACCCCCAAGCCAAGGCCAAAGGUUCCAAGAGUCCAUCUGCCAGCAGGAGGGGUCCCCAGCUGAGUCCUCAGCCCCAGAAGAAAGGCCUCCCCAGUCCCCAGGGCACCCGGAAGAAUGCCCCAAGCUCCAAGGCCACCCCUCAGGCCUCAGAGGCAGUUGCUACCCAAUUAUUGGGACAGCCUCCCAUCCAGGAGAGGGGCUCCAAGGCCCAGGGCAUGCGGUAGCCCCCACAGGAGGCUGGGGGCCUCCACCCAGCAGUAGACCAACAAGGAAGCAGUUGGAACCAAUGGAGAUUUUCCCAAUACGGAACUAACCAGAGAAGGUGCACUGAAGAGGUACCACUGGGGGCCUCACUGAGCAGCCUCUCCUCAGUCAGCUCCUCGUCAGACGGCUUUGGGGCGUGGGACACAGCCCAGUGGCCUCUCCUGGUGCCAUCAUCACCCAGGGCUCCCAGGGCCCACCUCGAAGUGCCUGGCGGCCUACGCCCUCUUUGAAGUUUACACUGGCCACUGCUGGAGGCUCCCCUGAGUCCUCUACAUGAGUUUUGCACCCCAACCCCUUGCCCCAGCCAAACCCUGCCAUGAAUGUUGUACUCUGGGGGCAUGCAGGCCAGCAGUUACCCUCUUCCAUCUGUUUGGCCCUGAUCUCUCCCUGUCUUCAGGGCUCCAGACUUCCUCUGCUAUGUCUGGCCUGGUGACUCUCAGGGUAUCUUCUCCUUCCAGCUACUUUGCCUCGUCCAUCCCAGCUUAUCCUGUAACUAAUCUGCCUCUGAGCCCAGAUGGUGCUCAGGGCCCUUCCAGGCCUGUCAUCCUUGUGCAGUGGUCUUUGGCGAUGUGUGUUCAUGCUCUUCCUUCCCCCAUCACUCAGGCACUCACUCACCUGCUUCCCAUGCUCCCUUGCACCCCACCCCCACCCCAUCCCCCAUCCCUGGCCUCGAGCCCAACUGCAGCCCGCUGCCUGCCCUUCACUGGCUCUCUGUUCCCUUCCCAAGGGCUUCCCUAGUCUGAUACGGCACACAACCCACCAGUACCCCAGUGAGGAGCAGACCUUCUGGCCUCUCCGUCUACCCCAGUACAUUCUUCUGCUACUUCUCCCAGGCCCUCUGCCCGUGAGAUGAGAGCUGGCAUGAGGGUUGUGUCAGCAGCUGUGGCCAGAGGGAAGCUGUUGACUUUGAGGGACCUUGUGCUCCAUACUGGAAGGAGGUGGGGUCACAGUGAAUUUCCCAUCCCCUCUUGACCAGGGAUAGAGGGCUGGGACUCUUCUCCAUGAGGGAGUAUGCAUGGGAGUUCUAAGGAGGAUGCAAUCUAUCCACACGCUGGGGUGGAGUGGUAUCUCUGUGCCUGGAAAUUGGGACCCCUGCCCUCAACCAUUAGCUCUUGAUCCUGAGGCUCCAGCUCUGGGGCCUCAUAUAUGGGCUCCCAAGGAAUUGCUGUGCUUGGCUUAGCACCCUGGGUCCUUCCUGAGAGCCCCUCCUUGAGGCCUGGGAUGUGUGUGUCUGGAGCUAGCCUGCUUCCCUUGAAAUGCAAUAAAGGCAGCAACUCUGUAUCCUGCUCACCCUCA
Messenger RNA from Diceros bicornis minor, 6518 nucleotides. It is a transcript of the gene ALPK3, whose product is annotated as alpha kinase 3. The record is from RefSeq and is a predicted model, not a curated record. Gene Ontology annotation, cellular component: nucleus. The coding region runs from base 140 to 5182 and encodes 1680 amino acids. Gene Ontology annotation, biological process: cardiac muscle cell development; protein phosphorylation. Gene Ontology annotation, molecular function: protein serine/threonine kinase activity; ATP binding. Lineage: Eukaryota; Metazoa; Chordata; Mammalia; Perissodactyla; Rhinocerotidae. The transcript is spliced from 14 exons.